Girardinichthys multiradiatus is the source of this 9469-nucleotide messenger RNA. RefSeq lists its product as uncharacterized. Gene Ontology annotation, molecular function: protein binding. Lineage: Eukaryota; Metazoa; Chordata; Actinopteri; Cyprinodontiformes; Goodeidae. The transcript is spliced from 23 exons. Bases 91 to 8700 code for a protein of 2869 amino acids. Gene Ontology annotation, biological process: regulation of apoptotic process. The record is from RefSeq and is a predicted model, not a curated record.
AGUUGAUGGAGUUCAUCGCCAUUGCAGACCUUAAAUCCACUGAAUCAGUGAAGUCUGGUUUAUGUGCAGAACAGACAGACGUCUGGAGUCAUGGCUUGCGCAAAACAGUCUGCCAAAGAUUAUAUCAACAAUGCCAGAGUUCACCUUGUUGGAGAAUUAAGGAGUCUCUCAGUAAUUGUUGAGAACUUGUAUCAGCAAGGAGUUCUCACUGAUGAAGAAGUCAGACAAAUAAAGGCAGAGAAAGAUGACUAUGAUAGAACCAGAGCCAUAUUGGACUCAGUAUCUAGAAAAGGAGAAGCAGCCUGCUACAAGUUACUGAGGACUAUUUACCUGACGAGGAGGAGGACCUUAGAGAGACCAGCUCCUCUCUUUAAGAACAUCCAUGAAGCUUCAACUGAGGCUAAAAGGUUUGACCUGCAUCACUGGAUCAGCUGCUUUCCUUUCAAAGAGGACACAGAAAUGGGUCCAAACUAUAUACAGGAACCAAGGUCUUGCCACAGGUAUCAAGCAAAGUUGAAGUCUAAAGCAGAAAAUAUAUCAAAGGUUUUUUGGAGGGGAAGUACAAAUCUUUUUGAAGAAAACAAGAAGCCUGAUCUGUUGUACACUUCACUUGUAUUGGAUAUCCAAGGGAAGAUUUCUCCAACCAAAAGAAAGAUGUGUCGUCACAAAAAAUUAAGGACUUGCCUUCCAAAGCAAAAACCAGAAAUCUCUCCCAGUGACCUGCUAAAAAUAUAUAAAAACAUCCUACUGGUUGGGAAACCUGGAAUUGGAAAGACAGCACUGAGCCAUGAAAUGUUGAGACUGUGGACAGAAAGAGACGACAAGGAGCUGGAUUACAUGUUUUACUUUGACAUGAGGGAAAUGAUCAACAUCCUUCCAACCAUGAGUUUGGAGGAUCUUCUUUUCACUGCAUACAUUGAACCAGAUAAGGGAAAAGAUGAGAUCUUCCAGGAUAUGAAGACCAACUCUGAUAAUGUUACACUCAUUUUAGAUGGAGUCACAGAUCUGUCUGCAUCCGUGGUGAAGAAACUUGUAGAUAAAGAUCUGCUACCUGAUGCAAAAAUCAUCAUUACCUGCAGACCAGCUGAUGAAGAAGACCUCAGUCUUGAAGACUGGCUCAGAGUGGAGGUGAAAGGCUUCAGUGAGGAGACAAUAAGAACAUAUUUGUCUACAACCCUGGGUGAAGAUCACAGGGAGGUUCUGAGCAACGUGGAGCUGUUGACUCUUUCUCAUGUUCCAAUGUAUGCUCUGAUGGUGGCUGCCAGCUGUUCAUCAGAAGACUCUCUGCAGCCCAGAACUGUGACUGAAAUAUACAUCAAUAUUGUUCGGUUCUGUCUCCAGAACAGCAACAAAACCAGCAUCAAGGAUCCCAAUCAGUUCAUCAGAACCAAGAGAAAUGAAAUCCUGUCUCUGGCUGAAGCUGCUUUUAAUGCAACUCAGAGAAAAACUGUGAACCUGGAAGAACUUUCCUGUGAAGACAGCUGCAUCCUUUCCUUCCUGAAACCACUUGUUGUCAAAGUCACCUGUACCAAAAGACCUGUUAAAUAUUCUUUUCUCCAUUACACGAUGCAGGAGUUCUUUGCAGCUCUGUGGCUUUUAAAGAGUCCUGAUAAGAUCAGGGAGGUUUUUCAGCAGUGCUUCACUGAGGAGAUGAAACACAUGAAACAUCUGAUCCCUUUCAUGUGUCAGUUGUUGAACGAGGAGAACCCCAGUUUGAUGAGCUGUCUGAUUCCAACUGAGGAGCUCAAGGAGACAUCUAAAUGGUUCUUCAAGGAGAUGAUCAAAGCAUGUUUUCACACACUGUUCUUAUGCCAGUGCUUGUAUGAGUCCCAGAGCUCUGAAGCCUGUAUUUACUUUCUGGACAAACUGGACUUCUAUCUUGACCUCAGUGGAGAGAAUCUGGACCCUUAUUCUUGCUGUGCUGUGGCCUAUGUGGUCACUCAGUCAAAGGAAAAGAAGAUACGUCUGAACCUUCAGGAUGUGACGGUAUCUGAACAAGGAAUGAGACAGUUCCUUGGAUGCCUUCAAAAUGUUCAAUGUUGUGGUGCCCUCAUGGAGCAGCUGUGGAAGAUUUUCCUCCUCAGUGAAGAACAGAUGGAUCACGCAACCUUACUGGGUCUCAGUGGGAACCUGCUGUACCUUCCAGCUGUGGGUAGAAGAAAGCUGUUUGACAGAGCUGUGAAAUUUAUGCAGAAGAUGACGAAGGUGAACGUCUGCCUCUACGGGGACAGAGAUGGUCCACUGUGUGACACUCUGUGUAAAUCCCUUUUAGACGCUCUGCCGUACAUCAGCUCUCUCAGGAUGACCUACAGAACUGCAGGUUUGUUAAACCAGGAAGAGUGCAACGACACAAUGGAAAAGGGUCAGAAGAACAUGUUCCUGGAUUUAUGCUUAACAGCAGCUCUGAACGGCAAACAAACGUUUCAUAGUGUAAUGAUGGAGCUUGUGUCGAUUAGUCAUAUAAAAACUGACUUAGUGAAUAGUCUUGUUGAUUUGCAUCAACAUGCAAUGAGGAGAGGUUUUUCCGCUGACUUACCAACCCUGAGAUCAGUUUUCCAGUCAGCUCCUGCAGUCUGGACCAUAAAGCUCUCAGAGAGAAAGACCUCCAUCCUCCUGGAAGUGCUGAAACUCCAAUCAGAGAAGAAACAAGUGAAUCUGACAGACUUUUCACAUGAAGAGAAUGAAGUGAGGAGUUUCUUACAGUGUCUGCCUUAUAUCUCACAGCUCAGUUUUGCAACUGAGCCAUCUGCGUCCUCAGAGGACAUUGCGUUCUUGGAAAUGUUGUGCUGUGCUGCGGCUGAAAUGAAACAACAGAAAGGAGUGAAUAUGCUGGGGCUGUUGUUAUCAGUGUGCACAUACAGAGGAAUUCCUCUCAAGUGGAAAUUUGGUGAUUUCCUUUUGGACCUGUACUCUUCUAAGACUGAAACAGACCAGAAUUUCUCAUCAUUCCAGUCGGUCCUUCAGUCAGCUCCGGCAGUCUGGUUCAUAAACCUCUCCAAGAGGAAGACUUCCAUCUUCGUUGAAGUGCUAAAACUCCAAUCAGAUAAGAAACAAAUUAAUCUCACUGGUUGGUCACAUGAAGAGAAUGAAGCAAGGAGUUUCCUACAGUCUCUGCCUUAUAUCUCACAGCUCAGUGUGGUUCCUUUGUGCUCAAACCCGGUUGAGCAAACCAGAUUCUUAACCAAACUUUUCUCUGCCGCAGCAGAGAGAGAAAAACAGACAGGAGAGAAGAUACUGGAGCUGGUAGCAUCAGUCUGCAGCUAUAAACAUUUUCCGUUCAAUGAUAGAUCCAUUGAUGAAACAUACAGGCGUAAUUUCUUGGUGGAUCUGUACUCCCAGGUGAAGUACUGUGAAACUAAAACAGGUCUCAGUCUUCUGCCAUCAUUACAGUCAGUUUUUCAGUCAUCUCCUGUAGUCUGGAACAUUGACCUCUCAGAUAGAAAGGCGUCCAUCCUCCUGGAAGUGCUGAAACUCCAAACAGAAAAGAAAGAAGUGAGGCUGUCAGGUUGGUCACAUGAAGAACGUGAAGUAGGGAGCUUCCUACAGUGUCUGCCUUUUAUAUCCAAGUUCAGAUUUGUUCCUAAGAGUGCAAAACUUCAUGAGGAAACCAGGUUCUUGGUGAAUAUGUUCUGUGCAGCAGCAGAGAGAGAACAGCAGACAGGAGAGAAGAUGCUGGAGAUGUUAGCAUCAGUUUGUAAAUUUAAAAUAAUACCUGUGAGUGACACGGAUAUGCUUGAGCAAUCUCAGAGGGCUUUCCUGCUGGAUCUGUACUCUCAGGUGAUGGCCUGUGAGAGUAAAACAGGUCUAAGUCUGCUUCCUUUGUUAAAGUCAGUUUUCCAGUCAGUUGCUGGAAUUUGGAUCAUAGACCUUUCAGAGAGAAAGACCUCCAUCCUCCUUAAAGAGCUGAAAUUCCAAUCAGAGAAGAGACAAGUGGUAUUAAAAGGCUGCUCACAUGAAGAGAGUGAAGUGAGGAGUUUCCUAAAGUGUCUGCCUUAUAUCUCACAGCUCAGGUUUGAGCCUUGGAUAUCAGAAGCUUCUGAAGAAAUCAGGUUCCUAAGAAGUUUGUUCUGUGCAGCAGCAGAGAGAGAACAACAAAAGGAAGCGAAGAUACUGAACCUGUUGGCAUCAGUUUACAUUUAUAAAGCAUCACCUCUUAAGCAGAAAUGGUCUGAAUUCCUGCUGGAGUUGUACUCUUAUGAACUUAAAGCAGGCUUGAGUUUUCUACCAUCAUUACAGAGAGAGACCACCAUCCUCCUGAAGGUCCUGAAACUCCAAUCAUGCAGGACACAAUGGCCCAGUGAUUUUCUUCAGAGCUCAGAUCUUGAUAAACAAAUCAGGUUCUUAGUGAAUCUGUUCUGUGCAGCAGCGGAGAGAGACCAGCAGACAGGAGAGAAGAUCCUGGAGAUGUUAGCAUCAGUCUGUAGAUAUGAAACAUUCCCUUUUAAAGACGGUGGUAAAUAUCAGAUGGAUUUCCUGCUGGAUCUGUACUCCCAGAUGAAGGACCGUGAGACCAAAACAGGUCUGAGUCUCCUUCCAUCAUUACAGUCAGUUUUCCAGUCAGCUCCUGAAGUCUGGACCAUAAAGCUCUCAGAGAGAAAGACCUCCAUCCUCCUGGAAGUGUUGAAACUCCAAUCAGAGAAGAAACCAGUGAAGCUGAUGGUCUGGUCACAUGAAGAGAGUGAAGUGAGGAGUUUCCUACAGUUUCUGCCUUAUAUCUCAGAGCUCAGCUACAGUUUUGAUGACUGGGAUGACGGGAGUUAUGAUCCUGAUGGACUAACCAGGUUCUUCGUGAAUCUGUUAUCUGCGGCAGCAGAGAGAGAACAGCAGACAGGAGAGAAGAUGUUGGAGCUGUUAGCAUCAGUCUGCACAUAUAAAGGUUUCCCUUUUAAUGACAGCGACUCUGAUGAUAAAGAUCAGAGUGACUUCCUGCUGGAUAUGUACUCCCAGAUGAAGGACUGUGAGACUAAAACAGGUCUGAGUCUCCUUCCAUCAUUACAGUCAGUUUUCCAGUCAGCUCCUGCAGUCUGGACCAUAGACCUCUCAGAGAGAAAAACCUCCAUCCUCCUGGAAGUGCUGAAACUCCAAUCAGAGAAGAAACCAGUGAAGCUGAUGGUCUGGUCACAUGAAGAGAGGGAAGUGAGGAGUUUCCUGCAGUGUCUGCCUUAUAUCUCACAGCUCAGCUUGGAUGACUGGGAAGAGCAGAGUUGUGAUCCUGAUGAACAAACCAGGUUCUUAGUGAAUCUGUUCUGUGCAGCAACAGAGAGAGAGAAGCAGACUGGAGAGAACAUGCUACAGCUGUUAAUACCAAUCUGCAGAUUUGAAACAUUUAGUUUUCAACAGAAAGAAAUCGAUGAUGAUGAUGAUGUGUCCAUCAAAUAUCGCCUUGACUUCCUACUGGAUCUGUACUCCCAGGUGAGCGACUGUGAGACUAAAACAGGUCUGAGUCUCCUUCCAUCAUUACAGUCAGUUUUCCAGUCAGCUCCUGCAGUCUGGACCAUAAAGCUCUCAGAGAGAAAGACCUCCAUCCACCUGGAAGUGCUGAAAUUCCAAUCAGAGAAGAAACCAGUGAAGCUGAUGGACUGCUCACAUGAAGAGAGUGAAGUGAGGAGUUUCCUACAGUGUCUACCUUAUAUCUCACAGCUCGGGUUUGUUCCAGAGAGCUCAGGUCUUCAUAAACAAAUCAGGUUCUUUGUGAACCUGUUCUGUGCAGCAGCAGAGAGAGACCAGCAGACAGGAGCGAAGAUGCUGGAGAUGUUAGCAUCAGUCUGUAGAUAUCAAACAUUCCCUUUAGAUUAUUGUGGUGAAUAUCAGAGUGACUUCCUGCUGGAUCUGUACUCUCAGAUGAAGGACUGUGAGACUAAAACAGGUCUGAGUCUCCUUCCAUCAUUACAGUCAGUUUUCCAGUCAGCUCCUGCAGUCUGGAUCAUAGACCUCUCAGAGAGAAAGACCUCCAUCCUCCUGGAAGUGCUGAAACUCCAAUCAGAGAAGAAACCAGUGAAGCUGAUGGUCUGGUCACAUGAAGAGAGUGAAGUGAGGAGUUUCCUACAGUGUCUGCCUUAUAUCUCACAGCUCAGUUUUUUGUCUCAGGCAUCAAAUUGUUCAAAACAAACCAGGUUCUUAGUGACUCUGUUCUGUGCAGCAGCAGAGCGAGACCAGCAGACAGGAGCGAAGAUGCUGGAGAUGUUAGCAUCAGUCUGUAGAUUUUCGAGAUCCUUUUUAUUUGACAUAUCCAAGGCAGAUCGACAUCGGAGUGACUUCCUGCUGGAUCUGUACUCCCAGAUGAAGGACUGUGAGACUAAAACUGGUCUGAGUCUCCUUCCAUCAUUACAGUCAGUUUUCCAGUCAGCUCCUGAAGUCUGGACCAUAAAGCUCUCAGAGAAAAAGACCUCCAUCCUCCUGGAAGUGCUGAAACUCCAAUCAGAGAAGAAACCAGUGAAGCUGAUGGUCUGCUCACAUGAAGAGAGUGAAGUGAGGAGUUUCCUACAGUGUCUACCUUAUAUCUCACAGCUCAGGUUUUAUCGUUGGAGGUCAGAUCUUCAUGAACUAACCAGGUUCUUAGUGAAUCUGUUCUGUGCAGCAGCAGAAAGAGACCAGCAGACAGGAGAGAAGAUGCUGGAGAUGUUAGCAUCAGUCUGUAGAUAUAAAACAUUCCCUUUAGAGGAACAAUACAUGGAUGAUAAAUAUCAGAGUGACUUCCUGCUGGAUCUGUUCUCCCAGAUGAAGGACUGUGAGACUAAAACAGGUCUGAGUCUCCUUCCAUCAUUACAGUCAGUUUUCCAGUCAGCUCCUGCAGUCUGGAUCAUAAAGUUCUCAGAGAGAAAGACCUCCAUCCUCCUGGAAGUGUUGAAACUCCAAUCAGAGAAGAAACCAGUGAAGCUGAUGGACUGGUCACAUGAAGAGAGUGAAGUGAGGAGUUUCCUACAGUGUCUACCUUAUAUCUCACAGCUCAGUUGUGAUCCAGGGUUCUUCCAGAGUGUUUGUUCGUCACUAUCAGUGAAAUCCAGAGAGGAGGUCCAGCAGCUGAUGUCUCUGCUGCAGCUCCUGAACUUCAACCUGCUGCUAACAGGAGAGUUGAACUGGGAAAACUGCAGCUCUGUGGGCAGAGUUCUCCAACUGUGUGGAUCUAAAGUGGAUCUGAUCCUCACCGCCAGCAAGAUGUCUGUUAGAGGAGCCUCCAUCCUCUUUAGAUCUACAACACAGCUCCACAGUCUGAGACUUUCCAACAACGUGGCCUUGUUCUUGUCUCAGUGGGCAAGAAGAAGCAGAGUGUCCUGUCCUCUGGUUGUUGAAGAGCUUUCUGUGGUGUCCACCAAAGCUCCACCAUCACAGAGAGUCUUGUUGAAGGUUGGCAGCAGUUUGGCGUCUCUGCUGAGGUUCUGGACAGUUGGACGGUUAGACCUGACUGAGUCCGGCCUCCCUGCUCAGAGUCUCCUCAGUCUGCUGCUUCAUGAUGCUCCUCUCACAGUCAGACUGAGUGAAGAGAGUCUCCAGCAGCUUCUGGUCCUCCUCCAUGAGGUCCAGGAUCAGGACCUGACGUUGUCCUUCUUGAAUAAGUUUGGUGGAGACCUGAGCUCCUGCCAGUUGAACUGGGAGCUUCUUCACUAUCUGCUGCAGCAGCCGUCAGCUCAGACCAUCACUGUGAACCUGAAGAAGAACCGCUUCUUACAGGAGAGAGCUACACAGCUGCUGCCCUUUCUGCACAGGAUGGUGCUUCAGAGGCCCAGUCCCAGCUUUGUGAGGACUUCCAUCAGAGAGAUCUACAGAGGUCACAGCAGUCACAUGAUACUCUGUCUGCUGAGGUCAUUGGAUCAUGUGAUCAACCUGAGCUGCACAGAGAUGGACUCAGAAGACUGUGCUGCUCUGAUCUUCAUCCUCAGACACAGUGAUGGAGUUAGACUGAAGCUGCUGUGGAGCUCCAUCCCAGCAGAGGGAAUACAGUCCAUCCUCCGUAUGCUGCACACAGUUUCUGAUCUCAGUGUGGACAGGAACCAGCUGCUGAGCUUCAUCCACUGCUGCGCUGCCUCUGACAGCCAGCAGGAGGCAGCAUCAUCCCUGCUGAGGACUCUGCAGCACAGCUUGGACCUGUCCUGCUCCUCCUUCGUGGAGCUACCAGAGGAGGACCAGGCUGAUCCUCUGAGAGUGACGGCUGCUGACUGCAGGGCCGUCUCCACCAUCCUGAGACACAGCAGCAGGGACACACAGCUCCACCUGAGAGACUGUGAGGUGGAGGACAGCGGGCUGGACCUGCUGUUUCCGGUCCUGGACAGGGUCCGUUUCAGAGUCAGUAAGACGGUUCUGGUCCAGCUGCUGACCCUGCUUGCUGUGGACAGCGAGACGGACACAGUGAGACGGGCCGUGUCUCUGUUUAGAGCCCUGGGAGAAGAACUGGAUCUGAGUCACAUCACACUGGAUCAGAGGCUCUGUGGAGCUCUGGUUCUGAUGCUGGACAACUCUGAAGGUCUAACAGAACUGGACCUCAGUCACUGCCAGCUGACGGACCAGCUGCUGCUCCAACUCAUCACACAUCUGCACAAAGUCCAAGUCCUGGAUCUGAGUCACAAUAAGAUCACUGAUGCUUCCACUGAUCAGCUACUCCACCUGGUCUCCAUCAACCCCUCCAUUGGUUCUGUGAGACUCUCCAACAACAACAUCCUCAACAGAACUCCUUAUAAGGUCAACAGGAAGUUUGAGAUCUGGUGAAGCAGCUGUCAGCAGCUGGUCAUGUGACCAACAGGAAGUCCCUGUCUCCUGGUCUCAUCAAAGACUGUCUCCUCAGGGUCAUCAGAUGGACAUAUUGGCUGCUAACACUGUGAAGUGGUCAGCAGUGGUCAGAUCUGUUCUUCUUCUGGUUUCCAUGAUUCAGUCCAGACGUCUCAGAGGAACCAUGCAGGAACUGAACACUAUGAAGGAAAACCAGUUUGGUAGUUUGAGAUGGGAAACAUGGGAAUCAAUUUCCUGUCAUUUUCUUGCCAUUUUCUCCGGUGCUUCUUCCUUUUGUUUAGAUUAAGAUGUUUUGAAAUGUUCCUCAAAUAACGUAAAUUGCAGAGAAACUUUAGCUACUAUCACAUCCAUUAGAGGCUUUGUUGAAACCAAUUUAACCAGUUCAAAGCUGGAUGUUCCACAAACACAUUGAUCUUAGAGCAGUUUUCUGUCGCGUCCAUCAUUUUAUCUGGAGAAAAGAUCUGCUUUGGAUUUGUUUUUGUCUCAAAUGUUUUGUGAAGACACAAGUGAGGAUGUUUUUAUUUAACGUUUACAGGUGGUCCUAAAUGUCUAGAUGAGGUUUUACAUCAGGUAGUCAUUUGUUUUAUUUUUUUUGUUACAGUUUGUCAUGAAUAGAAACAUCAUGUUAAUAUAAAGAUGUUUUCAGCACUGCAACUACGUUUCAAAUUAGCAAACUGUCCAAAUCACAGUUAGGUCAAAGGCAAAAAUUUAUUAAAGUUUAAAUAAAAGAAUAAAAUGUAAGAAACUA